CGUCAAAGCAUUUCAAGAACAGUCCAAUCAGUCACUGAGAGUAUAGAGAGGGGAAUCCUAAAAAGGACUAGCGCCCCACGCGCCCCGACCAAAACAACCGCGUGCCCGAAUCCCUCCAACCCACCCACCUUCUGCGCAUCCUUGCCGCCCGCAGCUUCUUUCGCAUCGCGGGUGUGAUCCUCGAAUUCCCAGCUAGAAUAAUGUCGACACAUGCGACCACUCCUCGCUAAUUACACACACGCUCCGACUCACCAAUUCCGACCGACGAGGCGUGGAACCCACCAGAUCCAACCCGCGAGCGCAACGUCAACGCGGAAAAACCGCCCAACGGCGCAGCAAUCGACCACCUCUCACCAUAGCGCCAGCCUAGAAAUCACAAGCUAAACAACGCGCAAUCUUUUCGAUCGGUGCUCUUCUCACCGAGGGUGUCUGUUAACGCCCUAAGCACCCUUAAAACUAACGAGCCUGCGUACCCGACAACUCCUGACAUGACCAUCGCGGUCCUGACGGCCUCGACAACCAAAACAAAGCGCCGCGAACCGUUGAGGACGAUCGGUAUGGCGGCUACUCAGGCGCAAUCGCGUUCUGGGGGUGCGGGAAAGGGUGGUGGGGAACAGAGACGCACGCGACCGACCGCGAGUAAGGAAAACCUGGAGGAAAUUUCGAAUAAUGAGUCGAAGCGAAAAGCGGGCUACGACGAGGAUGCGGAUGGGUUUCAAUUCUCGCUAUUACCGUCGAAGAAAGCGAAACCUUCGAUUGAAGUAGCGCCCCGGCUUGCUCAUUCGGAUGUGGAAAAUACGACCCCAAAACCGUCGCCGAGGAGGGGACGACCGCCAAAGAAGAGAGUGGAGGAGAACGCGGGAUCAGCAAACGGAAAGACGGCCGAGCUACCGACGAGGAGACCGACGAGGAGGUCUCUGCGAGCAGCAGAUGCCGAACCAGAAGUACAUGCCGAAUCAGCAGCGCGCUCAUCCCGGAACCGGGACAGUCACGAAGACCAACCAUUGGAGAGGAAGAAGAAGAGGGGACGGCCGGCGAAGACAAAGACGAACGAAUCAAAUGGCUAUCAUUCGCCGGAACAACCUCCUACAGGCAUCAAGGUGGCUCUACCGACGGCCGAUACGCCGGUUAUUCAGCGCAAUAAGGAGUUUAGAGGAGCGAAAUCGAGCAAGGGUGGACGACGAAGCAGUCUACAGAUGCGUGGACGAAGAGCCAGUGACUUGAUUGAUUCGGGGACGUCGAAUGCAUUGCCCCAUCGAGAAGUGAGUACGGCGGACUUUUAUAAACACAUUGCCGAUGAAGGGCUUCCCGAGCCGCGCAGGAUGCGACAGCUUCUCAUCUGGUGUGCGACUCGUGCAUUACCUGACAAGCCCUCCGGGUCACACUCUGAGGAAAUUAGUGCGCGCUUAGCAGCCCGGGCGAUUCAAGAAGAGAUCUUGAAAGAAUUCUCAUCCAACUCCGGCCUAUCUGAUUGGUUUAGUCGUGAGGAUGUGAGUCCUCCAACGGUGGUCGUGAAGAAGCCGAAUCCGAGGAACGUGCAGAAUACGGACAAGAUCAAGGAGCUGGAAGAGCAAAUACAGAAACUCCAGAAAGAGAGACAGGCUCUGAACGCACUUCUCAAACAGCCGCCGAUUCCGCGCAUUGAUGUUGAAUCACCCAGUAAAUCUCCCAAGAGAUCCCCUCGGUCAAAGCGCGAACUUGGGGAAACCACCCACGACAAAAUCAACACCUCCCUCCUCGACCCCUCACAACAAGCCAUCUACGCCACCCUCAAUCCUCCACCCUCCUCCGCAGCUGCUCAGUUACAGUCACGAGGAGACGCUUCUUCCUCAACACAACCACCCCUACCACCCUCCAUCGUCUCAGCCCGUCUCUCCCGAAUCACAACAGGUCUCGCACCGACACUCGAUGCGUUGGCUGCAGGAGUCCACGACAUCGAACUAUACCGCUCUACGGCAGACGCCGUUUCUUCGCGGAUACUACGGAUCUGUGCAGAACGCCUCGAAGAGCGCGACGCUCAGAACACACAGCAACGGCUCGCUAUUGAAGGGGAUGACAGCGAGCAGCGCACAAGGAGAGUAUCACACUCUCGACCACGUGAGGAUCUGGGCCUUAUACUCGGUGCACUUAGUCGCCUUGAGAGGCGGUAAUGCUAGACGCAUCAGCUCUACGGUCCAAGCUUCCACCUUUCUCGGCGGUCUGCCCAUCGUUUCAGCGUUUUCUUGUGUUCUUUUCGCGCACUUCUCAUCAUCGUUAUUCGCCGCGGAGGAAAUCAGGCUGGAUUUCUCGUUGAUCUGAAUCCUCCAAGAGGCGGGCUAGGCAUGGCGCAAUUUUUCAAGUUGAGAUUUGAAUGUUUGUUUAACAAGGGCCGACUUUUGGUCUCUGCUCUGGGAGUAGCGUGGUUGAAUUAGACCGGGAUGAAAUGGUCUGGGAUAGGAUGGGACGGGAUGCAAUGCACUUCCUUUCUGCAAGCAUGGAGUUUCUGGUGUUUCGUUUGGCCUUUCUUUCUAAUAUACCGCCUUGUCGGAUUGGAUCUACGGUUUAUUGUUAUCCUUUUUUUCUUUUAUGUCUUACCGUGGGUCAUGAGGGGAUGUGUGAGAUGUGGUAGGUUAGUCUUGGUCCAAUGCUAUCCAAUCCCGGUAUUUCCCCUGCGGUCAAUCAAUAUCGAGGUUCAAAACUCUGAGUUCUUACGCAAUAACGAGGUACAUCCAUAGAUACUGAUUUAAUCUUGAUUCAUCCAACAUGGAUUGGAUAUGCAAGGGAGACCGUUACCCCAGCUUAAUCAGCAGAUAGUUCUUUG
Messenger RNA from Penicillium brasilianum, 2800 nucleotides. Lineage: Eukaryota; Fungi; Ascomycota; Eurotiomycetes; Eurotiales; Aspergillaceae. The record is from the annotation of a GenBank genome assembly.